AUGAGAGUGACGGAAGUGAUCAUAGAUGGCUUCAAGUCAUACGCCGUCCGGACGGUCAUUUCAGGAUGGGACGAGAGCUUCAACUCAAUUACCGGCCUGAACGGCAGUGGAAAGUCCAAUAUUCUAGACUCAAUCUGCUUCGUUCUGGGUAUUACGAACAUGUCUACUGUUCGCGCGCAGAAUCUCCAGGACCUCAUUUACAAGCGCGGCCAGGCCGGUGUAACGAAAGCCAGCGUCACGAUUGUAUUUGAUAAUCGAGACAAGAAGACAUCCCCUAUUGGAUUCGAGGAAUAUGCGACCAUCAGCGUAACGCGCCAGAUUGUCCUCGGUGGAACGUCCAAGUACCUCAUCAACGGACACCGAGCACAGCAGCAAACGGUCCAGAAUCUUUUCCAGUCUGUGCAGCUGAAUAUAAACAACCCCAACUUCCUAAUUAUGCAAGGAAAAAUCACCAAAGUCCUGAAUAUGAAGGCAGUGGAAAUUCUGGCUAUGAUUGAGGAGGCCGCCGGCACCAGAAUGUUUGAGGACCGUCGUGACAAGGCGCUCAAGACCAUGGCGAAGAAAGAUUUGAAACUGCAAGAAAUCAGAGAACUGCUCCAAGAGGAAAUCGAGCCCAAGCUUGAGAAGCUCCGCACAGAAAAACGUGCCUUCCUGGACUUUCAGCAAACACAAAACGAUCUUGAACGCCUAACCAGGGUAGUAGUUGCCCAUGACUACGUCAGGUACCAGGAGAAGCUCGAACAAUCUGCCGCAGACCUGGAAGGCAAGAAACAAAGACAAAAAGACCUCGAGGACUCGGCCGUGCGGUUGAAGAGCGAAAUCGCACAUCUCGAGGAGGACGUUCAGAGAGUCAAGUCGCAGCGCGACAAGGAGCUCCGCAAGGGUGCGAAGGCACAAGCGCUCGAGGAGGAUGUGAAGAAGCAUUCAAACGAGCUCGUUCGUCUCGCAACUGUCAUAGAUCUCAAGAAAUCCAGUCUCGCUGAGGAAAGGGAGCGGAGAACAGCCGGCGAGAAGAGUGUCGCCGAGUUGGAAUCCGCCCUGAAGGAGAAGACCAAGGCCUACGAGAAGAUCAAGGCCAAAUACGACUCGGCAAAAGAGGAACAGGAAAAGCAGUCACAGGAGGCCGAAGCGAAGGAAGAGCUACUCCAGACUCUACAAACAGGUGUGGCAUCCAAGGAAGGCCAAGAGAACGGUUACCAAGGUCAGCUACAAGACGCCAGGAAUCGUGUUACUGCUUCUGUUACCGAGCAAGAACAGGCCAAAAUUAAGAUUGCUCAUCUCGAAAAGAGGAUCAAAGAAGAGGAACCACGGGCCAAGAAGGCGAAAGAGCAGAAUGCAGGAUUGCUCAAAGAAACUGAUGUGCUCAAAUCGCAAGCCCAAAAACUCGAGAAGGAGCUAGGCAAGCUCGGCUUCCAGCCUGGCGCAGAGGAGGAUAUGUACAAGAAAGAGAGUACACUGCAGCAGACCAUUCGAAAUCUCAGACAAGAGUCUGAUGGCCUCAAGCGAAAGGUGGCUGGCAUUGACUUCAACUACGCCGACCCAACACCGAAUUUUGACAGGUCAAAGGUGAAGGGCCUUGUUGCGCAGCUCUUCACACUGGACAAGGAGCACACUCGCGCAGGAACCGCUCUGGAGAUUUGCGCAGGUGGUCGUCUCUACAAUGUCGUCGUUGACACCGAAGUAACCGGUACACAACUUUUGCAGAAUGGAAAGCUUCGGAAGCGUGUGACUAUUAUUCCUCUCAAUAAGAUCUCAACCUUCCGUGCCUCAGCCGAGACCAUUGCGACGGCCCAGAAGAUUGCCCCUGGCAAAGUCGACUUGGCUCUAUCCCUUGUCGGCUAUGACGAUGAGGUCUCGGCGGCAAUGGACUAUGUCUUCGGCAACACAUUGAUCUGUGCCGAUGCCGACACCGCUAAGAGGGUCACUUUCGAUCCAAAUGUGCGGAUGAGGAGUAUCACCCUUGAAGGUGACUCCUAUGAUCCAUCUGGUACUCUCUCUGGAGGCAGCUCGCCAAACUCAAGUGGAGUCUUGGUCACUCUGCAGAAGCUCAAUGAAAUCACAAGGCAGCUGAAGGAAGCCGAACGGUCCUUGAGCGAGCUUCAGGGCCAGAUCUCCCGAGAGAAGUCUAAGCUAGAUCAGGCACGGAAGAUUAAGCAAGAGCUGGACCUCAAGUCUCACGAGAUCAAGCUCGCCGAAGAGCAGAUCAACGGUAACUCAUCCUCAUCUAUCAUCCAGGAGGUGGCCAAUAUGAAGGAGACUAUUACCCAGCUUCAGAAUGAGUCUAAGGAGGCGAAGAAGAGGCAAGCCGAGGCAAGUGCUGACGUCAAGAGAAUUGAGAAGGACAUGAAGGACUUCGACAACAACAAAGACGGCAAACUAGUCGAACUACAAUCAUCUCUUGACAAGUUGAGAUCAUCCCUGGAGAAACACGCAGCGUCUGUCAAGUCUUUGCAGAAGGAGCUCCAAGGGGCACAGCUUGACUCAGAACAGGUCUCCGGCGAUCUCGCCGCCGCUCGGGAACAGCUGCAAGAAAUCGAUCUAGCGAUUAAGUCACAGCAGGAUGAAAUUGCGGACAUAUCCAAACAGCGUGAUGAGCUUAAGGAGGUCCAUGACUCCGUCCAACUACGUCUAGAUGAAGAACGCGCUAAGUUGAGCAUCUUCGACGAUGAACUGCGCGCGCUAGAAGAGGCAACACGGUCCAAGAACGCUCGAAUUGCCGAGGAGGGCCUAGAAAUGCAGAAGCUCGGCCAUCAAGUCGAGAAGUUCCACAAGGAGCAACAAAACGCUGUGCAAGCUGUAGCCCACAUGGAGAACGAGCACGAGUGGAUCGCCGAGGAGAAGGACAACUUCGGUCGCUCAGGCACUCCGUACGACUUCAAGGGCCAGAAUAUCAGCGAAUGCAAGUCGACGCUGAAGAACUUGACUGAGCGCUUCCAGGGCAUGAAGAAGAAGAUCAACCCGAAGGUCAUGAACAUGAUCGAUAGUGUUGAAAAGAAGGAGCUGUCACUAAAGCACAUGAUGAAGACGGUCAUUCGUGACAAGAGGAAAAUUGAAGAGACCAUCAUCAGCCUUGAUGAUUACAAGAAGAAGGCUCUCCAUGAGACGUGGGAGAAAGUGAAUCGCGACUUCGGUGAGAUCUUCUCGGAGAUUCUUCCCGGUGGCAGCUUCGCGAAGCUGGAUCCACCCGAGGGCAAGACGAUCAGCGACGGCCUGGAGGUCAAGGUGUGCCUGGGCAAGGUGUGGAAGCAGAGCUUAACAGAACUCAGCGGUGGUCAAAGAUCUCUCAUUGCCCUAUCCCUCAUUAUGGCCCUUCUCCAGUUCAAGCCUGCGCCCAUGUAUAUUCUUGACGAGGUCGAUGCAGCGCUGGAUUUGUCUCACACACAGAACAUCGGCCGCCUCAUCAAGACUCGAUUCAAGGGCUCGCAGUUCAUUGUUGUCUCUUUGAAGGACGGCAUGUUCCAGAAUGCGAACCGCAUCUUCAGGACACGGUUUAGCGAGGGAACAAGUAUGGUCCAGGCAUUGACCCCUGCGGAUAUGAGGUAA
This is a messenger RNA of Phaeoacremonium minimum UCRPA7, 3543 nucleotides long. Its product is annotated as putative condensin subunit protein. Gene Ontology annotation, biological process: chromosome organization. Bases 1 to 3543 code for a protein of 1180 amino acids. Gene Ontology annotation, molecular function: ATP hydrolysis activity; protein binding; ATP binding. Gene Ontology annotation, cellular component: chromosome. The record is from RefSeq and is a predicted model, not a curated record. The transcript is spliced from 5 exons. NCBI's taxonomy places the organism in Eukaryota, Fungi, Ascomycota, Sordariomycetes, Togniniales, Togniniaceae.